GUAGAUGUGAAAAUGAAGGCCCAUGGAGGACAAAGGGACUUCCAAAGGUCCCACAGGCAGUAAACCUCAGAGGCAGACUUUGAACACAGAUCCUCUGACUCCGGGAGAACAAACCUUUCUCUUCCUGGUGGGAUGAAUUCUCUCCUCCUUUCUGACUGAGAAGGAGCCUAAAAGACUGUUUGUUAUUCAGCAAAAACCAAGCUGAAUGUCAAAUGCUGGAGAGCAGAAGACCUGGAGGCAGGCACACCAACCAGCCUCUCCCUGCUUGGGCUCCUGUCAGCCAUGAUCUGGACCAUGAAGUGGAAUCACCAGCCAGCUUCCUACAACAGCCCCACUCUGAGUUUGUGCCUCAUUCAGCUCAUCCUUGCCCUUUCUGGUGUUUCUAGCUCAGGAACAUUCACAGUAUCUGGCCCUGUGAUCCAGCCCAUCCUGGCCUUUGUGGGGAAAGACGUCCAUCUCCCCUGUCAUCUCUCCCCAAAGAUGGAUGCUCAAGGAAUGACUGUGAAGUGGGUCAGAGGUCCGCUGGUUGUGCACAUAUACCGCAUGGGGCAGGAGAUAAAGGAAGUCCAGGCCCCUGCAUUCCAGGGGCGGACAGAGAUGCUGAGAGAGGACAUGGCUGAGGGGAAGGUGACCAUGAUCAUCCACCGGGUCCAGCUCUCUGACGCCGGCCUGUACACGUGUUAUUUCCAGAGAGGCACCUUUUACAACGAAACCAGCUUUGACCUUCAGGUAGCAGAAUGCCAGAAAGGAAUAUUCUCUGUGAUUUGCCCUGCUCAGCUCAUUCAGGCCAAGCAGGGGGAAGACGUCAGACUCUCCUGUGAAGUCUCCCCUAAGAUGGAUGCUCGGGACAUGGCUGUGAACUGGUUCAGAAACCAGACCCUUGUGCUCAGGUACCCCACUGGGGAGAAGCUGGAGGAAUCACAGGGUGCUGAGUUACAAGGAAGGACGGAACUGCUGAAACAGGACAUGGCUGAGGGGAAGGUGACCUUGAGGAUCCAGCAGGUCCUGGUCUCUGACUCUGGUCCAUACACUUGCUGUGUCCUGUCACAUGACAAUUGUGAUGAAGCACAACUUGAACUGCAGGUAGCAGAUAAUCUCCCCACAUCUCAGAAGACAUUUACUAUGAUUGUUUCUAUAGUCUUGGUCUUCAUCGGUUUCCUCUUCGUGAUUUAUUUCUUCUGGGAAAGAAAACUACAAAGAACCAGAGCAGAGGUACUUCAACGUCACCAAUUCCAGGAGGAAGACAGAGAAGCAGCAGGGACCAACAGGGACUCCCCUGCCUCUCCUGAGGACCUCCACCUUUCCCCAGGGCUGCCAGCAAAGGACUCUGUCUCUCCUUUAGUGAUCCAGGAAGGGGAAGGUGGAACAUCAUGAGCACAGAGCAGUGUCUAUAAAAACCCCUUCUUUUGUGCCCCUUUUCCUCCCUAGGACUUCUGGCAAUGGUGGAAGGGUAGUGUUUCUCUUCCCACCCACUCCCCCAAAACCCAUCAUCAAAGACAGUAUGUUGUAGCUUGUAGAUGCCUAGGCAAGCCCGAGAGAGCCUGAAAUCUCUGGCCACUUCUGCCCUUACAUUUCCUCUUUGACCAUAUCAUUGACUAACCCUCUGCAGAAGUCAACACUUUACUCCCCAUGGUAUCAUCCUGGAUGGUAGAGACUUCAGAAUUUUGGAUUUGAUUAAGAGUUGGCAAGACAAGAUUUCUGCAGAAGCACCCUGCUCCAAAGAGAAGAUGGCCAUCUCUGAACUGAAGGACUCCAGAGGGCUAUGCCAGGCUGGCCAGGACAUCUGGACCCAUGCACAAAGCCACUCAGUGCAGAUCCAAGGUUCAUCUGAAAUACCUAUUCAGAGGUUCCACACUGGGUCUUUGCCUUCCAAAAUCAGUCAAUUAAUAUUCAUUAAGUCCCUAUAAUAUACCUGUGUAAGUAAGGAGGAUUUUGUUAUCCUUCUUAGAGUUUAGUUUCCUAGGAUCCAUAGCUGUGGCAAUCUCUAGGUGUUAGACAAUCAGUCUUUUUUUUUAGAUAGGUUUCUAAAAGUUAUUUAUUUGUUUUUAAUUUUCAACAUUCACUUCCAUAAGCUUUAAAUCUUUCCUGCCAUCCUCCCCUUCACCCUCCCCAAGAUUACAUGCA
This is a messenger RNA of Trichosurus vulpecula (common brushtail), 2124 nucleotides long. Its product is annotated as myelin-oligodendrocyte glycoprotein-like. Lineage: Eukaryota; Metazoa; Chordata; Mammalia; Diprotodontia; Phalangeridae. The record is from RefSeq and is a predicted model, not a curated record. Gene Ontology annotation, cellular component: external side of plasma membrane. Gene Ontology annotation, biological process: regulation of cytokine production; T cell receptor signaling pathway. Gene Ontology annotation, molecular function: signaling receptor binding. The transcript has 7 exons. The coding region runs from base 283 to 1374 and encodes 363 amino acids.